ACAUUAAACUACUACUUUUUGGUUAGCAAAAGAAAAAACGCAGUGCAUUUUUAAAUGUUAUAUUGAUUAGUGAACUUAAAUAAAAUGCAUAAGAAACCGUCCCAUCUUUUACAAUUACGCUACUCUCAUUCACUAUCAUAGGUAUCAAUAAAUUAAUUUACUAGUGCUACAUAAAGAGCCCCAGCCCUUUACCAGAGAUAUCAAUAAAAAUAUUUAGUCAAACUUAACUAGAGAUCAAAACCAAAUAGUAUGAGUUUAAGCGUUGAUCUCAAGGAUCUGGACGUGUUAACAUCGAACGCAAAGCAAAUACAAGAUGAUGUAUUGAAGGAGAUACUCACACUUAACGCCAACACAGAGUAUCUCCAACGCUUCCUCCAUGGAAGUUUUGAUAAAGAUUUGUUCAAGAAGAACGUACCGGUGGUGAGCUACGAUGAUGUCAAGCCUUAUAUCGAACGUGUUGCGAACGGAGAGCCCUCGGAUGUGAUCUCGGGCGGACCCAUAACUAGAUUCCUCCGAAGCUCCGGAACUACAGGAGGGAAAGAAAAGAUAUUUCCAAUCAACGAUAAGUACAUUGAAACGCUGGGAUACCUUACGGCUCUAUCGUCUCUCGUUACUUCCAAGCAUUUCAAUGACAAGGAUGCCAAGAAAGGAAAGAAAAUGAUGUUUCUUUAUAAUAAAUCGGAAUCCACAACACCCUCCGGAUUACUUGUUGCUCUAGCGUCUACAAGCAUUGUAAUGAGCCCUUAUUUUACUAACCGGCCAUCAAAAUGUAAUUCUGAUUUCACAAGUCCCGACCAAGUCAUAUUGUGCCCCGACAACAACCAAAGUGUGUAUUGUCAUCUUCUAUGUGGGCUUUCCCGAAGAGAUGAGGUUGUGGGAGUUGGUUCUUCCUUUGCUUAUGCUUUGGUCCAAGCAAUCAAUGUUCUUCAAAUUUACUGGAAAGAAUUGUCUAGUAAUAUCAGAUCAGGUCAUGUUAGCAAGUGGAUCACUGACCUUAAUUGCAGAAACUCAGUCUCAGCCAUUCUUGGAGGACCUAAUACUGAACUGGCUGAUGUGAUUGAAAAAGAAUGCAGCAACAAGUCUUGGGAAGGUAUCAUCUCACGACUUUGGCCCAAAGCCAAAUAUUUUGAAUGCAUUAUUACCGGACAAAUGGCCCAAUACAUUCCAACAUUGGAGUUUUAUUCCAACAAACUUCCUAUAGUUUCCACGAUAUAUGGGUCUUCUGAAAGUUUGUUUGGGGUAAAUGUGGAUCCUUUAUCCAAACCACAAGAUGUAUCCUAUACAUUUUUGCCGAACAUCUCCUACUUUGAGUUUCUACCUGUUGAUCAUGGGGGAGAUAUGGCCAGCAUUGUUGAUCUUGUGGAUGUCAAGUUAGGGUGCUACUAUGAACCUGUGAUCACUAAUUAUUUUGGUCUACACAGAUAUCUUAUUGGAGAUAUUCUAGAGGUGACUGGAUUUUACAAUAGCACACCUCAGUUCAGAUUUGUACGCAGAAAGAAUAUGGUUUUAAGCGUCGAGAUUGAAGAAACAACUGAAGAGGAUAUUUUAAAGGCGUCCGCUCUUGCCACCCUUGUCCUUGAUCAGUCUACAAAUCUAAUGUUGACGGGAUUCACAUGCUAUGCUGAUAUAUCCACUUUUCCAGGUCAUUACGUUUUUUAUUGGGAACUCAAAACUAAAGAUGUUAACUAUGUUGUUGAGCUUGACGUAAAUGUAUUGGCGGAAUGUUGCUAUGCGUUAGAGGAAUCAUUUGAUGUUUUUUAUAGAAAACUUAGAAGUAAAGAUGGAUUAAUUGGAGCUCUCGAGAUAAGAGUGGUGCAGGAGGGAACAUUUGAUUCUCUCAUGGAGUAUUUCAUCUCCCAAGGUGGUUCGAUUGGUCAAUACAAGACACCUAUGUGUAUCAAAUCUUCCGAAGCCUUGGCAGUUCUUGAAAAUAAGGUUCUUGCUCGAUUCUACAGCAAAAAAUUUCCUCCUCUGGACUUAUAGUUUUUUUUGUGUGUGUUUAAAUGCUUUGAAGAAAGGGUACUCAAGUUGUCUGUGCGCCUACUGGUAAUGUUUGCAAUUUAUAAUAACGGAAAUGUGUGACAUGCAAUGUAAUUUGGAAACUUUAGAGAAACAUUUUCACAACUAGCACCACAAUGUGUUAUUUUUCUUAUCAAAUCUUGCAAUCUUUGUACUU
This is a messenger RNA of Camelina sativa (false flax), 2176 nucleotides long. Its product is annotated as 4-substituted benzoates-glutamate ligase GH3.12-like. The record is from RefSeq and is a predicted model, not a curated record. Gene Ontology annotation, molecular function: acid-amino acid ligase activity. NCBI's taxonomy places the organism in Eukaryota, Viridiplantae, Streptophyta, Magnoliopsida, Brassicales, Brassicaceae. Gene Ontology annotation, cellular component: cytoplasm.